This is a messenger RNA of Poeciliopsis prolifica (blackstripe livebearer), 8906 nucleotides long. It is a transcript of the gene grik3, whose product is annotated as glutamate ionotropic receptor kainate type subunit 3. Gene Ontology annotation, biological process: synaptic transmission, glutamatergic; modulation of chemical synaptic transmission; monoatomic ion transport. Bases 708 to 3635 code for a protein of 975 amino acids. Lineage: Eukaryota; Metazoa; Chordata; Actinopteri; Cyprinodontiformes; Poeciliidae. Gene Ontology annotation, molecular function: transmitter-gated monoatomic ion channel activity involved in regulation of postsynaptic membrane potential; kainate selective glutamate receptor activity. The record is from RefSeq and is a predicted model, not a curated record. The transcript is spliced from 16 exons. Gene Ontology annotation, cellular component: postsynaptic membrane; presynaptic membrane; kainate selective glutamate receptor complex.
CAGAUACACGGCUGGCCACAUUAUAUCCCAAACUUACACAUAGUGAAACGUUCGUUAAUUCAAAGUGAUGUAGCAAGAAUCUCUUUGAACAGACGGACCUUCCUCAGUGACCUCCCUAUUGCAAAUGAUGGUGCGCAACCGGACCGGAGCGGGUUUUCUUUCCCUGCGUUCUGAGCAGUUUGCUGAAGUGAAGCGAUCAGGACUGGAGUGACUAAACUACGAGAAGCAUUUCUGAGUCACCGAAGUAUGUUGAAAUUUCUCAACAAUCUCAGUGCAAGCUGACGAAGACAAAAUCAUUCGAGGAGAGCCAAACUUCCGCAGGCGCAGUUCUAGUCGUCCACAUUGGCGCAGCGAAGCGCAGGAGUUCGGCUCGGCUUUUCUGCGUGUAGACAGACAGCACCGUGUGCAGGAGGGUAUACAGAGAGACUCCUGCGGGGUAAUUGUUUGCAGCCUGCAGAAGCAGGUGUUUUCGCUGAUCCGCCUGCGAGGGACGGAGGGGGGCUUAUCCUCAUCUUUCUUUCUAAGACUGGUGAGAAGAAAAACGAAAAGAAACCCGAGGAUAAUGUUGCACCAAGAACAAUGAGUGCAGAGUUGUCGCAUUUUACCCAAAUCCACACAUGCUCUGUAGAAUUCAGUUUUCAUGAGCAAUUCUGACUCAUCUUUGGAAUUUUUAGAGAGAAAAAAGUGGAUCCAACGACUUUGCAACCAUGCGAAAUACUUGGCUGAAUCCCCGGAGUGCGAUUUGGGAAUAUUGGACUUCGCUGAUUGCAUUCCUCUUUUGGAUUCAGUACUCUUGCGGGAUGCCUCACGUUAUACGAAUUGGUGGAAUUUUUGAACAGACAGACGGACCUGUUUCACUUGUUAGUGCAGAAGAACUUGCCUUUAAAUUUGCUGUGAAUAAUAUAAACAGAAACAGGACUUUGUUGCCUAACACAACAUUAACAUACGACAUACAGAGGAUUAAUAUCUACGACAGCUUUGAGGCAUCAAGAAAAGCUUGUGACCAGCUGUCGUUAGGUGUGGUUGCAAUAUUUGGGCCUUCACAUAGCUCAUCUUCAAAUGCUGUGCAGUCCAUCUGCAAUGCACUGGAAGUGCCACACAUCCAGGUGCGGUGGAAACAUCACCCAAUGGACAACAGGGACACUUUUUAUGCCAAUUUAUACCCAGAUUACUCAUCAUUAAGCUAUGCCAUUCUGGACCUUGUGCAGUAUCUUAAAUGGAAAACAGCCACUGUUGUAUAUGACGACAGCACAGGUCUAAUAAGGUUACAGGAGCUGAUAAUGGCCCCAUCAAGGUAUAACAUUCGAUUAAAGAUCCGCCAGCUUCCUCUAGAUACAGAAGAUACAAGGCCUCUUCUUAAAGAAAUGAAGAGAAGUCGGGAGUUCCGCAUCAUCUUUGACUGCAGUCACCACAUGGCUGCACAAAUUCUCAAACAGGCCCAGACCAUGGGGAUGAUGACAGAGUAUUACCACUAUAUCUUCACCACUCUGGACCUGAUGGCUAUUGAUCUUGAGCCAUAUCGCUUUUGUGGUGUCAACAUGACUGGCUUUCGCAUCCUCAAUGUGGACAAUCCCCAGGUUGCAUCUAUUGUGGAGAAAUGGUCAAUGGAAAGGCAAAUUCCACCUAAGCCAGAUUCAGGCCUGCUGGAAGGCAUCAUGACGACAGAUGCAGCUCUGACCUAUGAUGCUGUCCACAUUGUAUCCGUCUCAUACCAGCACGCUCCACAGAUGACUGUGAACUCACUGCAGUGCCACCGACAUAAACCCUGGAGAUUCGGAGGCCGCUUCAUGAGUUUCAUCAAAGAGUCUCACUGGGAUGGUUUGACUGGAAGAUUGUCCUUCAACAAGACAACUGGGUUACGUACAGACUUUGACUUGGACAUUGUCAGUCUAAAGGAGGAUGGACUUGAAAAGGUGGGGAAGUGGAGUGCGUCAGGAGGUCUUAACAUCACGGAAGUGCCGAAGCGAAAAGGAAUGAACAUCACUGAUUCUCUGUCUAACCGUUCUCUUGUCAUCACCACCAUUCUGGAGGAGCCAUAUGUCAUGCUUAAGAAGUCUGACAAGGCACUGGUUGGGAACGACCGAUUUGAAGGAUUCUGCAUCGACUUGCUGAAAGAGCUCGCCAAAAUCCUGGGCUUCACAUAUGAGAUCCGCCUGGUGCCUGAUGGAAAAUACGGCUCACAGGAUGACAAGGGACAGUGGAAUGGCAUGAUUAGGGAACUUAUAGAACAUAGAGCAGACUUGGCAGUGGCCCCUCUCACCAUUACCUAUGUGCGUGAAAAAGUCAUUGACUUCUCAAAGCCCUUCAUGAGUAUGGGCAUCAGCAUCCUGUAUCGCAGACCCAAUGCCACAAACAGCGGCUUCUUCUCCUUCCUAAACCCCAUGACUCCAGACAUCUGGGUGUACAUUCUACUGGCGUACCUGGGUGUUAGCUGUGUUCUUUUUGUCAUUGCAAGGUUUAGCCCGUAUGAAUGGUACGACGCUCAUCCCUGUAAUCCUGGUUCGGACGUGGUGGAGAACAACUUCACACUCCUCAACAGCUUCUGGUUUGGAGUUGGUUCCUUAAUGCAACAAGGCUCGGAACUGAUGCCCAAAGCCCUAUCGACCAGGAUAAUAGGUGGAAUCUGGUGGUUCUUCACGCUCAUCAUAAUAUCGUCAUAUACUGCUAAUUUAGCAGCUUUCCUUACCGUGGAGAGGAUGGACUCACCCGUGGAUUCAGCUGAUGACAUUGCCAAGCAGACCAAGAUUGAGUAUGGUGUGGUCAGAGAUGGAGCAACAAUGGCUUUCUUCAAGAAAUCAAAGGUUUCUACAUUUGAGAAGAUGUGGGCCUUCAUGAGCAGUAGGCCGAGAACGUCUCUGGUGAAGUCUGUGGAAGACGGGGUUCAGAGGGUGCUGAAGUCUGACUAUGCACUCAUUACAGAGUCCACCACCAUUGAUUAUAUCACUAGGAGAAACUGUAACCUGACACAAGUGGGAGGGCUUAUUGACAGCAAAGGCUACGGCAUCGGCACUCCCCUCGGCUCGCCAUACAGGGACAAAAUCAGCAUAGCAAUCCUCAGCAUCUUGGAGGAUGGGCUUCUCCACGUUCUGAAGGAGAAGUGGUGGAGCGGAAGCAGCUGCUUGGACGAGGAGCGUCGCGAGACGGGCCCCAUGGGGAUCCAGAACCUGGGUGGUAUAUUCAUUGUGCUGGCAUCUGGUCUGGUGCUGUCUGUCUUUGUGGCAAUUGCUGAAUUUAUCUACAAGCUGAGAAAGACCGCUGAACGUGAACAGGUCUUUGUGCAGCGCCAUGGUGGACGAGAUCAGACUGUCGUUCACUUGCGAGAGACGGGUGAAACACAAGCCUCAGCCCCCGGUCAUGGUGAAGACGGAUGCAGUGAUCAACAUGCACGCCUACAACGACCGGCGACUCCCAGGAAAGGACAACAUGAGCUGCAGCACUGGGAUGACUCCUGUGUUCCCCUGACAAUGUGUUCCCUGCAGAGCAAGAACCUCGUGAGCAACAUUUCAGGGGCAGUGUCAGAGCCCAGGGACAAUGGCAUAGACGGGAUUACCAGAUACAUCAUUAACAACAGUGACAUGGGAACACUUACAAAACAUGGGCAACUCAAAUUGGCAGCAUCAGCCACACAGGUAUGACAGACACCACUGUAAUCAAUACAAUAAAAAAUACUUGGUUGUGGUUGUAGAGGUCGUGCCAGGAGCAGAAAAACAACCUGACAAAGGAAACGGUACACCCAAAUAUGAAUCAGUUCAAGUCUGAUGUUUACAUAUGUACCACAAGAGAAAACACAAUAUUCAGUGGACACUGAGUCACUUAAAAAAUUUAAAAUUUUAUGUAAAAACAUGGCCUGGGAAAUGAAAAAAGGCUUUUUGAAAAUGGCAAUAAAUGACUUUGAUACAGUUCCAGAAGGAGAAGGGAAUUUUGUGAUAAAUCAUGCUUAUAUAUGAAGUUCUUUUGUUGAGCCUGUUGAUUUUCACAAAACUGAAUGACCUUUGGCAGCAGAAAUAUGUACAAGUUCAGCUGGGUGACUGUGUCAUUUAGUGUUGGCAACACUGUGACUGGUAGAACCUACAGCAAGAUGUGAAACAAUAAAUUUACAUCCAAUGUAGCUGUGAUGUGAACCUAAAAAUAUCAUCAUACAAAAACAACCACAAUCACUCAUGCAAAGUGGAUUGUGGACACAUCAACUGUAUAUUAAAAACAUAAGAUUCUAACUUGGGAUAUUUGACAUGAUUUUUGACAUUUUUUCAAGGUUAAUUUUUCUUUCAAAUUACUUUGUACAUAAUUAGAUUUUUACCAGAUAACAUGUUGAUUGCCAAAGACCUGACCAUUCAACAAAUUUAUACUCAGAACAUCAAGAGUGACAGCUCUUUAAUAACCAGGUGUUCAAUUAACAGUGAAUUGGAGGGGCUGAAGCGGGACUUAAAGGACUCAUUUUCCAGUUUAUUUGCUGUAAGAGGCAUUCAAAUGUAACUAUCUGUGUCUGGAUAUGGACAGGCAUGGCUCACUAUGUGACUCCAAUUAUGAUAACGUGGAAAAAAGAACACCAUGAAAUCAAAUCAUUCACACAAAAAUCUAAAACUAAAAUGGAUAACAAUAUUUGACCAAUUUUAGUAAAAAAGCAUAACAUAUUUUAAUUUGUAUUAAAACGUCACUUCGGUUUUAACAGAAUAAGAUGAUAUAUAGCAUUUCUUGACAACCUUUUUCAUUUUGAUAUAUAGACUAAAGCAAAAAAUAGACUCAUCACCUAUGGAACUGAGCAUACAUUUUUAGUGCUUUAAUUUACACCAUCAAGGCAUAACAAGAUGAAUAUUCGAAGGUGAAGACAAGAAAACUGAUUAGAAUUUCAACUUGAUACUCAGUACCGGGUGAGAUAAAUUUGAAAAGAAGUGAAUAUGUAAUACAUAUAGUUGCUGCUUACAGGCAGGAAAAUGCAGAAGUGUAUGAAUUUGAGUAAGAGCUUAAGAAGGGCCUAUUUGUGUUGAACUGAAUCAGAACAUCUACAAAACUGGAGCUCUUGGUUGUGGUCUGCCGCGGACAGUUUAAAUUUAAAUUGUCCAAGGAAAAAAAGUGAUGAUCUGGGACCACAGUCAGUUAAGACUUAUUGAUGCACAUGAACAGAAAAGGGUAGCCUGCUUGGUCCAACAGAUGUGUUGUGGCUCAUGACACAUCUGUUAUGUAGUAUUAAAAAAGAUAAUACUACUGCAUCGGGGAUUAUUGAAUAAGAAACUGCAUAGCUACAGAUAAGUUUGGAUGCCCAUCCAUUUGCUGAUCCCUGUCCACUGUCUCAGACCUGGAAAUAGGACAGUGGAAGAUGAUGGAAUGGUUCCCAUGCAGGGUGUUUCUCUUUAUUUUGUAUUUUUUACAUGGAUGGCCCUCAGCCUUGCCUAUCUGGGAAAUACAAAGCACUGCAGGAAAAAGACAAGCAAGCACAGGCCAUGUGAUACCAUGGGCAAUGUCUUGAUGAUAAACUUUGAGUUCUGAGAUCUAUGAGGUUGUUGCUUUGGCAUGUACCAGUUACUCAAGCAUUCUUGCAGAUCAUGCAUACCAUUAUAUAAAAUAAUUUCCCUGAUGAUUGUAGGCUCAUUGGAAAUAAUGUUCCAUGCCAUAAAAUGAAAAAUGUUUCUCCAGUACUUUGAUUUGUCAAAUUACCCUCCAAAUUUUCCAACUAUCAGUCUAAUUGAGCCUCUGUGGCAUGUCUAAGACUGACAAGUCUGAUCUAUGGAGGCCCCAUCCAAACGUCACAGGCCUGUUAAAUGACCUGUUGCUAACAUCUUGGAGCCAGACACCACAGCAGACCUUCACGGGACUCGUGGAGUCCAUUAUUCGACUAAUCAUGGAUGUGUUGUUGGCAAAAGCCAAGACCAACCCACUAUUUGUCAUGUGGCAGUAAUCCCAUGCUUUAAUUGGUGGAUACAAUAAUUAUUUUCUAUAUUCUUCUCUUUUAGCGGAAAACAAAUAUCACACUGAUAUUAGCUAAUGGUCUACCUGGGCUAUUUGCAGUUAUUCACAGUUGACUACUGAAUACGCUGCUGGAAGCUAGCGACCAUAACAGGAGGGAUCAUUGACGCUCCUUCACUUUUCUUGAAAUAUCUUGUUUUACCCAUUCAACAAUGUUUCUUUACAGAUUUAUUAUAAGCAAUGAAAAAUUAGUGGAGUCAUCUUUUAGCAGUGUCCAGAAACAGUUUGGGAAGGAGUGGUGUUCCAUUAAAUAGACCAAUAAAAAUGAUGGUUACUCCAGAACUGUCUGGACAUUAAAUGGUAAGGUACAUUGAAAAAUUUGAGUAUUUCUUGCCAGUCUUCUCAGAAAGUGAAACCCAUAUUAUAAAGAAUCAUCACAUAAGUAAUUAUAUAUUUUUGUUUCUUGUAAUUUUAAUGAAUAUGGUUUACAGGUAAAUAAAACUCAAAAUCAACUGCCUCAGAAAAUUAGAAUAUUGUGAAAAAGACCAUUAUUUAAAUUCCUGGUGUCUCAUGAUAAUUACCCAAUUAACUCAAAGAACUUGCAAAAGUUUCCUUUGGUUUUACAUAGUCUUAUCAUAUAGAACGACAAUUUUGGUGUCUGAGAUGACUGCCAAGAAAUACUGCACUUUUACACAAUAUUAGAUUUUUUUAGAUCUACCUGUCAUAUUAUGGACUAAUGGAAUGAUAUCACUGUAACUUGAUAACUAAGAUUCAGUAUUCCUUGUUUCUAGUAAAUGAUCCAUACCUAGUCCAGGCAUUGCAGCUUCUUCAUGUAAGCCUUUACAUUUUGUUGAACCUUGUCCUUUAUUGUCCUCCCAUGUUUUCAUGAAAUGACAAGUCUGCACAUAAGCUAAGUUAUAUAAAGUUUUGCCAAUAGACACAUUGAUCAGCAUUGACUAAAACAGAUAACAUUAGAUAAGGUUUUGUGUUUAUCCACCUUAUUCCUACAAGCUUUAAAAACAUUGAAGUUGAAUUGCAUUGUAAAAUGAAAAUAAAUUUUCUGCAGACACAUAUGAAAGACAUUAUGUUUCAGUACUGUUACAAUUUUUAUACCCUAAAUAAGGGCCAUUAUGAGUCGUGGAUGACCAGCCUAGGUGACUUAUUGCAAACCAGUUACAUCAGUAAAAGUAUGUCGAGCUAGCAAAACUAAUUUUGUUACUCCAACUUCUUCUACCUUCCUGGAAAUAGCAUCAACAAUCAAUACUACAGCAACAGCUCUGGGUGUAAGGUGGAUAUCUUAAAAGAAUAAAUAACUGGUAUUUAAUGAAAGUUAAGUGCAUUUAAUCAGGCUAUACUCAUUAAAUUCUGAACUGCUCUUUGGUUGAUUGUGACCACAGAGUGCCUGGAAGCUGCAUUUUGCAAACCCUUUCCAUGUCAGGUAUAAUUUACAAGAUUUUUAAAAAUAAGUUAUAAUUAUUUUAUUUUCGCAAAAUAAAAAAAAAGUCAUAAAAAAGACUUUAAAAAAAAUCAUUUUUGGUUAAAAAAUUUGAAGGGGAUCUCAGAAUAGACGACUGGUCGGCAUAAUUAUGUUAAGUGUGGACUUAUGCUGAAAGACUGUAUGGUAAUUUGAAAAAGAAUAGUCAAUUAUUCUUGUGUUUGUGUUGACUGUAAUGCCUAUAAAUUUUUUUACCUCCAGCAAAAUAACCCAGAAUAAAGAUUGGAGGAGUCUGUAAGAUCCCAUUAUGCUGAAGCAGAGAGAACAUUGAACCUCUGUGAGGUCAGUACACAGUGACAAAAGAAGGAAAAUGUCUAUUUAUGAUUCAAGAAAACUUUAAUCUGUAAAAUUUAGCAUUGGUUUGGUAGAGACUCGCUGUAUAAUUGUUUAUUGAUUCUCUUCUGCUAAGUAGAGUAUGUAGAUAAGAUUGGCAGGAGAAGAUGUAUUUUACUAAAUUUAUACAGUUAUAUAUUCAUUCUGUUCACAAAUAUGUUCUAGAUGCUAUUUAUUUCAUCAGGCCACUUUACCCUUCCUUCCCUCUUUAUCCCAAAUCCACUUCCCCCAAACCGUUUAUUUAAUAGAAAUACGUUUGAAAAUGAUAUAUUGGAUUCUUUUCUAUCUAGAUGAGAAAAUGUAUGUAAAUUGUCUUUUAUGAUGGCUAAUAUAUUUCUAUAUGGUGAAAAUUAAGUGGAAAGAUUGAGCUCCCCUAGGAGUUCAAGGGAUAUUCCCUCAGAGUAGGCAUUUCUUGUGUCAGUAGACCUUUAUUCUUCACAAAUUCCCCAUUACAACCUGGUCUAAGGUAUAACUGCUGCUGAUCUACGGCUAUACUAUUAUACCAUCACACUGAUGUGUACUGGAACUUUUCUUGCAGAUGAUUAAAAGUCUUUUGAGACUCAUUGUAAAACAUUUCUUUAAAGUGUGGCAACAACAAUAACUGAAUUAAAUUUUGUUGAUUCGAACAUGGCUGGUUCAGUCCAUUUGGUUAUUGAAUAUCAUUUUUUUUUUUAAAUAAAUAAUGUGAAUAAUGUCAUUUUACACAAAACUGUAAGAAAUGUGAGAGAAAAGUAACAGAAAAUGUAAUCUACAUAAACCUGUUCUAUUACCUGUAUGUGAUAAACGUUUUUAAUUUAAUCCUUUUUUAAUUUACGCCUUUUUUUUUUCUUUUUAUCCCUAAUGCUUCUAUCAUCUGGCAAAAAACUCUCCCAAAUAUAUGAGAAAUAUGUUGGUGCCAACCAGGGUUUUCUUUGUGAACAUACAGACUUUCUAUGAAUAUAGUUUUUGUAAGAUUUUGCUAAGAAAAUAUGAAAAAAACAUUGAAAAAGUGGGACAGGUGUAUUUGUUUUCAUUGUAACUGUAUGUGUAAAAAGAGCAUCUUAAUAAUACACUGGAGGGUAUCAGCAAACUACUAUAGAAAACUUACUGAACUAUUCUUUUUAACACACUGUGAAUAAUUUAAUUGUACAGUUUGCUGUAUGGGUUAAAUGAAGUUUUAAAUAAAAAAUACAACCUA